Molecule: messenger RNA, 1121 nt
Organism: Cydia strobilella
Lineage: Eukaryota; Metazoa; Arthropoda; Insecta; Lepidoptera; Tortricidae
Exons: 3
Coding region: 94-675 (193 amino acids)
Source: RefSeq, a predicted model, not a curated record
UCAGGCCACUCGAUCACAAUCAUACCUGCAUCGAAGGUCGAGAAAAGACGAGUAUAACUUUGUAAUUUUAAGCUGCAAUUAUUUUCAGGAAACAUGCAGGCUCCUCACAAUGAUAGAUGGGAGAGGACGAAGCUGCACCUAAUACGGAACUUCCUGGUGAAACCUGGUGAACAUAUUAAUCAUCUUCCAAUUCCAACACACAUCAUACUACACGACACACACACUAGCGGAACUGUUGAAGGAGAUGCUGUUGAUAAGAGUCACGAAAUAAAUACUGGAGAUAAUUUGCGAGAAAUUGAUAAAGACCAUGAUAAUGAGAAUGAGAUGAGAGAAGCUCAGGGAUCUGGACUUAAUGUGCCUAGGCAUGGAGAAACGGAGCAGACAAGUCCUGUGCUAGCAUGCAAAACAAAGAGAAGUGCAGCUAAACUUAAAUAUGUGUCCUCUGUCUCCACUGUCUCUGUCGAGGAAACGAGCGUAGAAGAACAACAUAAUUCAAAGUCGCAUAAAAGAAGAUCAAAUUCAAGUAAUGACGCAGCGUCGAGAAAAAAGAAGAAAGAUGCAGGCACCCAAAUUACUGCAGAUGAAAAACGAAAUUUGGAGAAUGCUAGGCGGAUAUAUCUCCGCUCACCGCUCGUCUUUAGAUUGUGUAGGUGUUCGGACCAUGUUUGUCUGUGAUUCUUUUUCUAUUAACCAUGCGUAGUAUGCAGCCUACACAUCAAAAAACUAUUUUUUUGCAUAAUUAGGUAAAAUUGAUAAUACCUGUAUAAUUAUUUUUUAAUCGUAAAUUAUUUGAUUUUAAGAUGUUUUAUACAAAGGCCGUGCCAGGAUAAGCUAAGUGAAUCUGCCCCCAACGAGUUUUGUCUUGUUUUUUUUUGAUGAUGUGGCUUUCUAUUAAUAAGAAGUAUGCAAAAUUUCAGAAAAAAAAACGAAAUAUGAUUUAUCUUUAAUUUUUUUUCUACCAAGCCGAUUUUGACGUGCGUGACGUAAGUUGUGCGUAUAGUAAUGACAAUUAUAUGACAUAUAAUUUUCAUUACUAUACGCACAACAUACGUGACACACGUCAAAAUAGGCUGGCUAGAAAAAAAAUAUAGAAGAAAAAAUCCUAUUUCGUUUUUUUUUUU